Daktulosphaira vitifoliae (grape phylloxera) is the source of this 1475-nucleotide messenger RNA. RefSeq names its product fumarylacetoacetase-like. The coding region runs from base 111 to 1331 and encodes 406 amino acids. Gene Ontology annotation, biological process: L-tyrosine catabolic process; homogentisate catabolic process; L-phenylalanine catabolic process. Gene Ontology annotation, molecular function: fumarylacetoacetase activity. Lineage: Eukaryota; Metazoa; Arthropoda; Insecta; Hemiptera; Phylloxeridae. The transcript has a single exon. The record is from RefSeq and is a predicted model, not a curated record.
UGUAAUUUAGUGAUAAUAAAUGUUACACGGAAUACUUUUAAAUUACUGAGUGUUUAGUCUUAAUUAGUCAUUUAAAAGCAAAGGAAGAUUUUUAUUUCAUUAAUUUCAAAAUGCCUCUAAAAAGUUAUGUACCUUAUACACAAGAAUCACACUUUCCAAUUGAAAAUUUACCAUAUGGAGUGUUUUCUACUCAAGAUGAUCCUACCCAUCGAAUAGGUGUUGCAAUUGGUAAUAAAAUAUUAGAUUUAAAAAAUACAACUAAUGUAUUUAAUCAUCCUCUGUAUGAACUAUUUCAACAAUCUUCAUUACAUAGUUUAAUGGCUUCAAGUAAAAGUACAUGGACACAAGCUAGAAAAUCAAUUCAGUCUUAUUUAAGUAUUGAAAAAGCUGAUAAUUUUAAUAAAGGAGUAUUUUGGAAUCAAAAUGAAGUUAACAUGCAUUUGCCUGUUUCAAUUAGCAAUUAUACAGAUUUUUUUUCAUGUUACCAUCAUGCUUACAACUGUGGAACUAUAAUGACACCUCAAAAACCUUUAGCUGAUAACUGGAAACAUAUGCCAAUCGGUUACAAUGGUCGUUCAUCAUCUGUUAUAAUAUCAGGUACACCUAUUACUCGUCCUAAGGGUCAGUAUUUAAAAAAUGGUAAAUUGCAUUUUGGUCCUACUGAAAUGCUUGAUUAUGAACUGGAAAUGGCCUUUUUUGUGGGUGGUACUUUAAAUUCUUUAUCAGAAUCAAUACCAACGUCAAGAGCAUCAGACUAUAUUUUCGGAAUGGUAAUGUUAAAUGACUGGAGUGCAAGAGAUAUUCAAUUGAGAGAGUCCAUACCACUUGGACCAUUCUUAUCAAAAAGUUUUGCAACAAGUAUAUCUCCUUGGGUAGUUACAAUGGAAGCUUUAGAAGAUUUUAAAGUUGAUAACUUAAAGCAAGAACCUAUGCCGAUGAAAUAUUUACAACAUGAUAACAAGUAUAAUUUUAAUAUUAAUCUUAAUGCAAGUGUAUGUCUUAAUGGAUCAAAGCAUAGAAUUUGUGAUACUAAUUACAACAAUUUAUAUUGGACUCCUUUGCAACAAAUAGCUCAUCAUACAAUUAAUGGUUGUAAUUUACAACCAGGUGAUCUACUGUCAUCAGGAACAAUUAGUGGUCCUAAUGACAAAGAGUGUGGAUGUUUGUUUGAAAGAACAAGAGGUGGUCAGAGAGUCAUAAAUCUUGAGAAUGAUGAACUUCUAUUUUUCAAUGAUGGGGAUGAAGUUAUUCUUUCUGGCUACUGCCAAGGAGAUGGAUAUAGAAUUGGUUUUGGCACAUGUAGUGGAAAAAUUCUUCCUGCUAAACUAUAAGAACAUGAUUAUUUAAUUAUGUAAACAUUAAUAAAAACCAUGUAUUUAUAUAAUAAUUUUGUUGAAUUUAAGACUAAGUAAUUCAAUUUUAAUUAAUUUGAAUAUUCCAACUUGACUAUUAACAAUAAAAAAAUGAAAAAAUUA